Zonotrichia albicollis (white-throated sparrow) is the source of this 321-nucleotide messenger RNA. It is a transcript of the gene OTOS, whose product is annotated as otospiralin. The record is from RefSeq and is a predicted model, not a curated record. Lineage: Eukaryota; Metazoa; Chordata; Aves; Passeriformes; Passerellidae. Gene Ontology annotation, biological process: sensory perception of sound.
CAAGCAGUUUCUUGCAGACAAGAUGACAUUUACUGGCUUCUUUAUCUUCUGUAUGCUGAUGAACAUGCUAACAGAUGCCCGAUCCAUCCAGGAUGGAGAUGAUCCCUACCAGGAUGCUGCAGCCUUGCCCUACUGGCCCUUCUCAUCCAAUGAUUUCUGGUCCUAUGUGGAAUAUUUCCGGACCUUGGGAGCCUACAACAGGAUCAAUGACAUGGCCAGAGCCUUCUUUGCCCAGUUCCCUUUUGGGAGCCACCUUGGCUACCACGUGCGUGACCACGAGCACUGAGAGCCUCACUCAGCUUUGCCAGAGCUGCUGCCCAG